UUCACUUAAUUUAAUUAGGAAAUCGAAUUACAAUUAUUCACACAAUUCAAUGAUUUUAAGAUGUAUAGUAUUGUAUCAAUAUGUUGAAAGUAUAUAAAGUAGAUAAAAGUGCACACAAGAACGCGUUCUCGCUGAACAUUUCUGAAGAGGAGUAUAAGUUGUCACAAUGUCAAUUGACGAUGGGGACAAUAACAAAUUUAAGCGAACAUUUUUUAUCAAAUGAUAAUUACAUUUGUAAAAGUGGCACGGAUAUCAUGGACUGUUAUAUUUUAUACCUUCAUAUUUUUAUAAAUGGUAAUAUUUACAAUCUCACUUCGAGGAUACUAAGAAAAUUGAGAAAGGUAUUAUUAUGCUCUAAAUCUGAACUCCCAAAGUUUUAUCAAGAAAUAAUAGAUUUAUUCUACUAUAAAGUAUUGAUCUUUACUUCUGAAUGGUCACUACGAAAUGGAGACGAAGAAGAAUUCUUUUCAAGCAGUACAGUUUUAUGGGAAAAUUAUAAUUCUAUAGAAGAUGAAGAAGAUAAGAAAAUGUAUAAUAUAUACGAAUUGUAUAACUGCAUGAUUUAUAACAAACGCUGGUGUCCAAGUAAAAACGUAUUGAAUAAUGAGUAUGUUUUUUAAAGUUUACUUAGUUAAAUCCGCUGAGAGUUCGCGAAAUAUCAGUAUAGAGAAGAAAAUGGGAUUAGUGCAAUUAAUUGACAAGGGUACUUCAAAUUCUAUUAUAUUUAACAAUUUAUUUUAAAUA
Phymastichus coffea is the source of this 744-nucleotide messenger RNA. RefSeq lists its product as uncharacterized. The transcript has 3 exons. Lineage: Eukaryota; Metazoa; Arthropoda; Insecta; Hymenoptera; Eulophidae. Bases 81 to 620 code for a protein of 179 amino acids. The record is from RefSeq and is a predicted model, not a curated record.